AUGCCCCCCGCGAAGAAAUCUCUCGCCGGGCUGCCUCCGGCACCUUCCACAGGCGCCGUGGAGAUGCCCGCCAGCCUUGAUACUCGUACCAGCCGGACUGGACGAGUUAUCAAGGCCCCGACGCCAUUUGUUCCACCACCAACUGUGGCCGGCACAGGAAAGCGGAAGGGAGUCUCCCGGAAGAAGGAGGCCAACGUGGUUUGCAUCCAUUGCAACAGAGGACAGAGCCCAGCCUCCAACGCAAUUGUCUUCUGCGAUGGGUGCAACAGCACAUGGCACCAGAAAUGCCACGAUCCACCGAUUGACAAUCAAGUCAUUCUGGUAAGAGACAUGGAGUGGCACUGCAGGAGAUGCAAACCCGUGCGUCGACCAUCAGUGGCAAAGACCAAGAUUGUCAAGACAAAGAAGGCGACACGGACGCUGCAUCCCCGACUGCAAGCGGCACCUCAUCUUGAGGUAGGAGGAGAAAGAUUCACUUCUGAUGAGAGACGAGCUUACCUCUCACGCCUCUCACAUGCUCAGCUUGUGGAACUUCUGGUCAACGUUUCAAACAGACAUCCUUCCGUCCCAAUGUUUCCUGCCAACAUGAAGGACAGGCCGGCUUCACAGUUCUUCUUACGUCCGAGAGCGACUGUGUCCACCAAUUCAAAUGAAACGCACGCAGAGUUCAAACUGAGAUCAAAGAAGAGAACGUGCUCCGAGGAUGAUGUCACCGACGCAAAUCCAUACACCAGCUCGCGCAAGAAGCCCCGCACAGCAUCCUCGUCAACAGAACUCUCCGCCAACAAAACCUCGACUAGUCUCGAUGAUUGCAUCUCCAGUAGCUCAAAGGGUAUCUCUGCAGAUCCUGCGCCAAAUCUGACUGCCUUGUCUCAUACCAACCACUCAUCGAAUGAAACCCGGACAUCCACCACCGGGAAUUCUCGCUCUCAACGUGCAUCAUUUACCUCCCAAGAAACUCCGUCCGAUACUUCUGAGCCAGAUACUGAUGAUGAGACUUUUGAGGAUGCUGUUGAAGAUCAUCGCCUGUAUCCCCUGGCGGGCAAUGGUUUCAUGCCCACGAUGGACCCUAGGGAUCUGGGUCUUCUUACUGAGAGCUCUCAGUCUCAAACAUUCAGCCACAGUAUUCAUGGACCAGCACAGAAAGCACACGAUACAGGAGCUCCCCCACCCGUCUGGCGAGGUCUCGUGUAG
Penicillium oxalicum is the source of this 1194-nucleotide messenger RNA. RefSeq lists its product as uncharacterized. Gene Ontology annotation, biological process: regulation of DNA-templated transcription; chromatin organization. The coding region runs from base 1 to 1194 and encodes 397 amino acids. NCBI's taxonomy places the organism in Eukaryota, Fungi, Ascomycota, Eurotiomycetes, Eurotiales, Aspergillaceae. Gene Ontology annotation, molecular function: DNA binding; chromatin binding. Gene Ontology annotation, cellular component: nucleus. The transcript has a single exon. The record is from RefSeq and is a predicted model, not a curated record.